This is a messenger RNA of Staurois parvus, 309 nucleotides long. The record is from the annotation of a GenBank genome assembly. NCBI's taxonomy places the organism in Eukaryota, Metazoa, Chordata, Amphibia, Anura, Ranidae.
UUAUGAGGGGUUCCCACCAUCCCUGUGCCGAGUUCCCGGGUCUGUACACCCGCUGUGCCCAUUAUGAGGGGUUUCCCACCAUCCCUGUGUGCUGCAUUUCUGGGUCUGUACACCCGCUGUGCCCAUUAUGAGGGGUUCCCACCAUCGCUGUGCUGAGUUCCUGGGUCUGUACACCCACUGUGCCCAUUAUGAGGAGUUCCCACCAUCCCUGUGCUGAGUUCCCGGGUUUGUACCCUUGCUGUGCCCAUUAUGAGGGGUUCCCACCAUCCCUGUACUGAGUUCCCGGGUCUGUACGCCCGCUGUGCCCAU